Messenger RNA from Myripristis murdjan (pinecone soldierfish), 5741 nucleotides. It is a transcript of the gene atosa, whose product is annotated as atos homolog A. The coding region runs from base 1156 to 4500 and encodes 1114 amino acids. Lineage: Eukaryota; Metazoa; Chordata; Actinopteri; Holocentriformes; Holocentridae. The record is from RefSeq and is a predicted model, not a curated record. The transcript has 12 exons.
CUGAUCUGUUUUGACAAGCAGCAGGGAAGUGAGGAGGGGAGCCAGACUGUAAGCAUCACGACUUGGAGGAGGAGGACUCACUGUUCUUUUUAUCUGCAUUUCGCCUGUAUAAUUUUAGUGCCGAUCUUGCCCGUUACUUUUGUCAGCCAGCUCACCCUGUCAGUGAUUAAACAGCGAAUCUCUCUCAGACAGAGAGCUGCCAUCGUUAGCGUUAUCGCCCUGCUCGAACACACUCAGUAUAUUUGUUGUUGGUCUCAAAGUUUUAAUGAAGACUACAAAGGAAGUCAACACAGGUGGCAUUUCUCAGUAGAUUGCGAUGGGUCGAGCGCUGUCGAUGGAUGAGAAGAGGACCUUAGCAGUGUAGCAUCACUGCUUACCAUUUCGUCUGAAGAAUGAUCCGCUAAAUAUGCUCCGCUGGUAGCAAAAAAAGCUCGACCGUCGUCGUAACCGUGGACGUGUUUUAGCAGAGCUGUGGCUACCUGCACUGCGUGGGGUUGCGUGGGGGUUGGGGUGUUUGUAAGGUCGUCGUCAUCAUCGGACGUUUAACCAGCAAAUCAACAAUACUUGGCUAUGCUGUUUGGCCAGUUAGCUGGUUAAUGUUGCUGUUAGUCAGCAAGCCCCUCGCCUAGUUUAGGACUGUUGUCACGAGCCAGCGUUACAGGAUCCGAGAGGAGCGAGAUGCUCCGCGGCGGAACUAUGGUUCAGGUGGUGGAAUUUGACACGGAUUGUAAGAGUAGCCAGCUUGCUAGCUAAAUUAGUAGUAGUCAGCUUGGUUACUCGUAGGCAAGCUGAUUAAACCCAUUAUCUGACACAAAUACGUAAUAGCGUCCGCUGUCAGCUGCCUUUAUAUUUGCUAGUUGAGCAGUACAGUGCGACUCCAUGGAAGCGUACAGUAGCAUGCUAACAAAGCAAUGCUUUGUUGUUGGAUAAGGGGCAAUUGGCAGCAACAUACAGGCUUCACAGCUGAUAUUGUUGCUUAGCUAAUACAACAGGGCAGUGAAAUCCUUAACGAGGAUUUGGGGUCCAGACACCGUCGUGUUGCUGUCGAGGCUGUGUUUGUGUGUGUGUGUGUGUGAGAGAGAGAGACCAGUGAAGAAGACAUAACAAACCUGAAGACGGAGGAGACCGUGCGAGAGAGACCCCGAGAGCAACCUGAUGACACUGGACAACAUGAAACCUGAGCGAGAUGCGUCGGAGGAGUUUUUUGAGUAUGAUGCCGAGGAGUUUCUGGUCUUCCUGACCCUGCUCAUCACAGAGGGAAGAACACCAGAAUGUUCAGUGAAGGGCAGGACCGAGGGGCUGCACUGUCCCCCAGCCCAGUCGGCCAUGCCACCUCUCCACAAGCACGAGUGCAGUGACAAACUGCCGCAGUGUCGGCAGGCCAGGCGGACCCGUUCGGAGGUGAUGCUGCUUUGGAGGAACAGCAUCCCCAUCAUGAUCGAGGUCAUGCUCCUACCAGACUGUUGCUAUGGUGAUGAGUGCCCCCCCAGUGACCCUAUCAGCGAUCCGGUCAUCAAACAAGAUGCUCUGCUGCUGGAGAGAUGGACCCUGCAGCCUGUUCCCAGACAGAGCGGGGAUCGGUUCAUCGAGGAGAAGACCCUGCUGUUGGCUGUCCGCUCCUAUGUCUUCUUCUCCCAGCUCAGUGCCUGGCUCAGUGCCUCCCAUGGCAUCGUCCCCAGAAACAUCCUGUACAGGAUCAGUGCUGCUGAUGAGGAGUUGAUGUGGCAGUUCUCCCAGCCACCAUCAGAGCAUCUCUUCCCCGUCCCCAACGUAUCCCAGAGUGUAGCGCUGCGGGUUCGGGUGCAGUCGCUCCCUCGCCAACCCACCUACCCCACUCUGGCCUGCAGCAUCCAUACGGGCCUGCCUCCGCUUUACAGCAAGACCCCCAACCUCAGCCCGAACCUUAACAGCCAUGGCGGCCUGCCCAUCCUCAAGAAGAACCCGGACGCUAGCAGAGAAAACACCCUCCACAACUCCAACCUGCCUCUCUACAGCAAGAGCCCUAACCCCAUGUCCAGCCUUCCCAUUAAUGCAUUACCCAUACCGAACCUUCCCAUUAACAACAUACCAAUUAACAGUCUGCCUCACACUGGGGUGCCUCCUCUCUAUGGCAAGAGGAGCCAAGAGCCUGGUGACAGCCACAGCCAUGCAUAUCAGAAUGGCGAGCUUCCCCAGGUCAACAUCCCACACCGCCAGGGCUCCCCACUGUUCCACAGGCCCUCCCACUCCCCCACGCCCUCCCGCUCACAUUCCCCCUCCCCACUCCCCACCAGUAAGGCAGGGAGGUGGCUAUAUUCGUCUCUCAAUGGCUCCUCCGACCCCAUGCAAGUCGAGGACUAUGGGCCCGGCACGAACAGCAGUGAGAGCUCUAAGGGGCCUGCCCCCGAGCCACUGAAGGCCUUCAAGAACUUCUCCCUGGCUGAGCCACCGCGCUGUCCGUCCCCAAGGCCUGUUGCCUCAGAGACGAACCCCCUGAUUGGCUCUCUGUUGCAGGAGAGACAGGAAGUGAUUGCCCGCAUUGCACAGAGGCUCAACUUCUGCGACCCAACUGCACCACCCCUUCCCCCUGGCCUCUUUGCUCCUGAUACCCCUCCCAAAGCCAUGUGGGGCAGCAGCCAUGAUGACGUGACUGUCAGUAAGACCAAAGAGCCCGAGGUACCGCCCUAUGAGCAUGUGGGACGAGUGUGGCCCUCCCCCUUCGACACGCCAGUGACCGAUCCUUCUUUUAGCAAACGGGAGAGCUCCUCCCCUAAACCGGCGGCCUGCAGGAAGCUGAAGCUGACUGAGACAAGAGGCAGAGAGGAGGAGAGGAAUGGUGAGAAGGAGAGAGACAGAGAGAGGGAAAAAGACAGAGACCGGGAGAGGGAGCGAGAGAGAGACACAUCUCUCAUUGCCCAGGCAGUGCAAGACAUCACCAGACUCAUCCAGGAGAGACUUUCUGUCCCUUCUCUGUCUCCCAUGCAUAGCAGGAGUGGCAGCCCCCUGCACCGCACACACACAACGACGGUCACACACACGGUCCGCACAUAUUCGCACACCACACACAACCCACAAGCCUCACACACUGCCCAUAACGGCUAUACCAAUGGCCACACACCCAGCCACGAACCUCACAGAGGCACACACACCGCUGCCACCUCCACACACAUGCCUGUUUGCACAGACAAGCCCCGAGCUGAACCGGGGACCGAACGCCAUUAUACCCGGGCCCAGAACGGUGCUCACUUUACACUUGAAGACCCUCAGUUCAGAAGCCAGUCCCACGCCCAGGCUGGUCAGUGUUUACAGACCCCCCUGCAAGAAGAGCCCCGAGUCUGGACGUCCAGCAGCCCCGAAGCCCCCUUCUUUUCCUGCCCCUCUUCCCCCUGUCUGGAGAAUGGCCCAAGGUCUACCCAGGUCUACAGUUGGAAUCACAGCAAUGUCAGCCCUGCCCUGAACUGUAAUUUAAGCCAGAACCACAGGAAGCCUCAGUCGCAGAUUCAGAUGCAGAUGCAGACAUGUGCACCAAUCCAGCCUACUACCCCCCAGGAUGAGAACCAGGCACCCCUGGGAUCUGGCAGCUCUAGCUCCACUAGUCUGGACAUGACACCCCCCAAUACUGUCCUGCGAGCUCACAGCCCCUCCCCCCUGCGGCCCUGCAACAGCUGGAAGAAACAGAAUCGACACUCAUUAGAUGCCACAGCGACCAAGGCCUUCCACCCCUGUACCGGCCUGCCUCUGCUCUCCAGUCCUGUUCCUCAGCGGAAAAACCAGACAGGCUACUUUGACCUGGACACCUCUUUGACUGGCUGUAAGGGUGUCCCAUGGGCCUCUGGGAAAAGGUUGUGUUCGAAGAGAGAAGAGGACACAGAUGAGCCACAGCAGCUGUUCAGUGCCAGCGCUCCACCUGCCAGUCUCAGUCUGCUGGGAAACUUUGAGGAGUGUGUAUUGAACUACCGCCUGGAGCCUUUAGGGACGGUGGAGGGCUUCACAGCAGAGGUUGGUGCCAGCGGGUCCUUCUGCCCGAGUCACAUGACCUUACCUGUGGACGUGUCAUUCUACAGUGUCUCCGAUGACAACGCUCCCUCGCCAUAUAUGGGUGUGAUCAACCUAGAGUCCCUGGGGAAAAGGGGCUACCGUGUACCUCCAUCAGGAACCAUUCAAGUGACCUUAUUCAACCCCAACAAGACGGUGGUGAAGAUGUUUGUGGUGGUUUACGACCUACGAGCCAUGCCAGCUGGACACCAGACCUUCCUACGCCAGAGGACCUUUUCUGUUCCCGUCCGCCGCGACACCCAUACACACACCAGCAGGAAGCCCCUCCCCCUGGGCCAGGGACGUACCCUGCGCUACCUCGUUCAUCUGAGGUUUCAGAGCUCUAAGUCUGGGAAGAUCUACCUCCACAGGGACAUCCGUCUGCUGUUUUCCAGGAAGUCCAUGGAGGUGGACAGUGGUGCUGCCUAUGAGCUCCAGUCCUUCACCGAGUCUCCCGCUGACCCCCCUUUCUCCCCCCGCUGCUGAGGCCUGGCUUCCACCCUCACCUGGCAGGCCACUACUGAAGAAUAAACAACACCCUCCUAACCAGGGAUGGAACUUUUCUCAGCCCAUUAGCCUGUUGCAAGAAUUUGUAUAGUGUUUAAAUAAGAGAAGGGAUACAAGGAUGGCAGUCACCAAGACUCUUUGGGCCAGUGCCCUCAGUGUUAUAAACUUCCAUCUCUUCCUGUCACCCAGAACAGAUACAGGGGGCUAAGAGCAUAGGAGACAUAUCAGAAACGAAACCUUAUUCUCCAUUUAGCGCACGACCUUGGACUAAAGAUUUUGCAUCCAAGGUUGGGGUUGCUGAGGUCACAGUGAAUGGGGUUCUGUUUUAGAUCCUGUUCUCCUCACCAGCCUUACCACUUGUUCCUUCUCGGGCCUUACUACUGUUGUGUGUAUCUUCUCUAGCGUCUGGCAGGAGAGGACAGGACAGGGAUUGUCGUCAGAGGCAGUUAGACUCUUCAGUCCACUUAGCAAGAGCUGGGGUCAAGCCACUCAAUUCCAAAAUGUUAAUUGGAACUGUGUUCCAUCAUAAUGAGUGAAAGGCCUGAAUCUCAAUAAUUUCUUUGGAGAUGAAACACAAGAACCUUUUUGGGCAAACGAUUUUCUGAUUUUUAAUCUUUGAGGAAAAUUCACUCCCUAGAUUGAUUGGACGGAAAGUUAAUUCAGCUUUGACCCCGUCACUCAGAUUGCCAAGCUUGGAACAGGGAGAGUCCAUAUGAAAGCGGGCAUGGGUGGCAGACUGUGGUGCAACUCCGUCCCUGAGAUGUGCUACAAAGAAAAAUAAAUAAAUAAAUAACGUAAACCCACAGACAUCCAUGGACCACUGGAGAAGCCGAACAAGCAAUCAAGCCACAUUAAAUCGAGAGCAUCACAGCAGGACAAUAGAAGCGCACUGUGUUUUUUUUCCAUGAUAAAAAAAAAACAAAAACUGGAAAUGAAACAAAAGAUAGUAAUAUUCUAAUACUUUUUUGUACUGUUACAGAACCACUUUAUUGGAAGUGUUGCAAUAGAAAGAAUAACCUUUAGUUUAGUGUUUACACAUUUACUUUCAGUUUACCUUCCAUCAGUUUAUUUAAUAUUUAAAUUAAUAUUUCAGUUACUACUCAAGUGACGUCUGUCAUGCUAAGAUGAUGUAGUGCAAACUGUAUAUCAUAGUAUGUAUUUUUGACAUUAAUAUUCAAAUCUGAAAAAAAAUAUAUCUUCUAAAGCAAUCUUAAACUGUG